Molecule: messenger RNA, 555 nt
Organism: Ylistrum balloti
Lineage: Eukaryota; Metazoa; Mollusca; Bivalvia; Pectinida; Pectinidae
Exons: 1
Coding region: 1-555 (184 amino acids)
Source: RefSeq, a predicted model, not a curated record
AUGGCAUUUAGUACGACAUAUCAUCACAUCAUUAACCAUGAUCUGAAGAAUAUCUACGCCGGAAACAGUGGUUCCCGAAUGCAACGACCACAAGCUAAACUUCCGGUCAUACCUCAACAUAGAUACAAACAUCGAACUGAUCCCCAAACAUUAGUGGGAUUUGAAUACAACUUGGAGUAUCGUGUGUACGUGCCAAGGGCACCAGCGUUUGAUAUUUUGUCGAAAAAGUAUAUCAACAAGAUGGUUAACCGGAUGAGCAAACCUACUAAAAGAAAAAGCCUCGCCGACGAUGCUUUGCCGAGACACCUCGCCCCCGAGUUUACUUUGAAUAGGUCCGUGACAUCAUUUUCAUCAGCUGACAUCAAAAGGUGUAGUGAAAGACUGGCCAAUCAACAAACGGUUGCAACGGAAGUGCGGAACUGUUUAACUAAAUGUACAAAGUCUAAAUCAGAACCACCGGAUAUGAAGUUAUCCUGUCCGCGCAUGACCAUGUCGAUCAGUCAACGAUACUACCCUCGAGCGUACAAGAACUGGAAUCCUAGUCAACAGGUGUAA